Messenger RNA from Prunus persica (peach), 994 nucleotides. RefSeq lists its product as uncharacterized. The record is from RefSeq and is a predicted model, not a curated record. The coding region runs from base 29 to 421 and encodes 130 amino acids. The transcript has 3 exons. NCBI's taxonomy places the organism in Eukaryota, Viridiplantae, Streptophyta, Magnoliopsida, Rosales, Rosaceae.
GUCAAGCAUGAACUAAAAAUUAUCGUUGAUGGUGUCUGCUAAAGAACAAAUAGCAUGCGAAGAUCACCUGUUAGACCCUUUUGUUGAGAAUUUCGUACUGGAAAUCAAAGUCCACUUCGGUGAUGGCGUAAGUAGGGGUGGAAGACAAACAUUGGAGUGGAGAGCGUCAAUUGCUAAACAUUUCAUUGAAGAGUGGGAAUGGCAGUUGUCAAUUUUGCCGCGUCUUCUUUCGUUAUCUGAACGCCAGCGGCAGUGGAAGGAGGCAUUAACUGUAUUACGUCCCGCACCAUCUAAGCUACUUAACCUUUGCAUGCAAAGAGCAAAGUAUGACAGUGGGGAAGGAGUGCAUCGAUUUUCAUUGUCUGCAGAAGAUAAAGCUGAGGCCCAGCCAAAAGGAAGAUCUGGAAUUACCAUUAUUUGACUUGGCCGCUGUUGUUUGUGCAACCAAUAACUUUUCAAACAACAAUAAACUUGGAGAAGGUGAUUUCAGAUAAGCCUUUUAAGGUAAAAUCAAAUAUAGUCCUCCCUACAGUUAGCUUGGCAGUUUCCACAUGUCAUUUGGGUCAGGACUACGGAUACAAGUCUUAUAUUGUACGUUUGCAAACUACAGAGUUUGGAUUUUGGUCAUCAUAUGUGGCUAAUGGAUUUCAGGGUACAUUGAAAGAUGGACAAGACAUGGCUGUGAAAAGGCUCUCAAAACAUUCUAGACAAAGACAAAGGUGGUUCUGGGUUGUUGUUCUGUUGUGUUUUAUGAUUGUGAUAUUGUUCAUCAAUAUGGAUGAUUUGGUAGUGUAGAAAUGGCAGGAAAUGGGCAUAAUGUUGUAUAUACUCUUGAACAGCUUUUGAUGGCAUGGGCAUAGUGUAGAUAUGGAUAAGAAUUGGUAGUAUAGAAAUGGUCAGGAAUUGGUAGUCUAGAAAUGGGCAAAAACCUGGGCAUAAGGUUAUUUUGUGCCUCUUUGGCAGUGUAUCAGAUGUUUUGCUAUAUAAGUUGAUU